Trichogramma pretiosum is the source of this 1292-nucleotide messenger RNA. RefSeq names its product zinc finger protein 271-like. The record is from RefSeq and is a predicted model, not a curated record. The transcript has 2 exons. Gene Ontology annotation, biological process: regulation of transcription by RNA polymerase II. Lineage: Eukaryota; Metazoa; Arthropoda; Insecta; Hymenoptera; Trichogrammatidae. The coding region runs from base 225 to 1292 and encodes 355 amino acids. Gene Ontology annotation, molecular function: RNA polymerase II cis-regulatory region sequence-specific DNA binding; DNA-binding transcription factor activity, RNA polymerase II-specific.
CGAGAAAGCAAGAUAGAGUAUCGGAAAAUAAAUUUUACUCAUUCAAUUUCCGUGGUACUAAAUAGAAGAAUCUAUCGUUUAAUUUGAGCAACAAAAUUGAUGAAAGUGUGAAGAAAUUCGAGAAAACUGUCUCAAAGGAUUACAUAACUGAACACGAAAAAAUUUCAGACGGCCAAAAACACGUUUGUGAUAUUUGUCAGGAGGUAUUUAAACUGGAAUCAAACAUGAUAAAACACCAAGCCACAAUUAACAAUGAACAAAACAAUUACGCAUGUGAUAAGUGCGAUCGAAAAUUUGAAUUCCGAAGUCAUUUGAGUAGGCACCAAAUAUCAGUGCACAAAAACCGCAAAGAUUUUGCAUGUGAUCAAUGCGAGAAAAAAUUUGUGAAAAAAUCGAGUUUGCUUACACAUCAAAAGUUGGUACACAAAAGUCGUGACGAUUUCUCGUGCAACAAGUGCGAGAGAAAAUUUGAAAAUAAAGCAACUUUACUUAAGCAUAACAAAAUAUUCCAUGAGGUUUUCAAAGAUUAUUUAUGUGAAAAAUGUGCAAAGAGGUUUGGAAAUAAACAGAAUUUGCUCUUGCACAUCACGAGAGUCCACGAGAAUUCAGUAGAUUUUAAAAGUGAUAAGUAUGAGAAAAAAUUUGGGGAUCAAUGCGGUUUGACCAAACACCAAAAAACAAUCGAUGAAAUGAGCAGAGAUUUUUCAUGUGAACACCAAAAAAUAGUCCACGAAGGUCAGAAAGAUUUGGUAUGCGACAAGUGUGGAAAAAAAUUUGAAAAUGAAUCGCAUUUAGUCAUGCACAUAACAACAGUCCAUGAAAGUCGCAAGGAUUACGCAUGUGACAAGUGCGAAAAGGUAUUUGGUUACAAAUGCAAUUUGCGUUCCCAUCAAAAAGUAGUCCACGAGGGUCGGAAAAAUUUCGCAUGUGACAAGUGUGAGCUGAAAUUUAGAACAAAAGGGGAUAUGCUCAUCCACCAACAGACAAUACACGAAGGUCGGAAGGAUUACGCAUGCGACAAGUGCGAGAAGAAAUUUGGGCGCAAAUGUCAUUUUUUCCAUCACCAAAAGACGGUGCACGAAGGUAUUAAAGAUUUCGUAUGCGAAAAAUGCGAGAAAAAAUUUGCACGAAAAGCGCAGUUGUUCUUACACCAAAAAACAGUUCAUGACGGUGAAAAAGAUUACGUGUGUGACAAAUGCGGGUACAAAUUUGGAGAAAAAUCAAUAUUAAUAAGACACCAACAGAUAUUACACGAAGGUCGUAAGGAUUACGCACAAAAGGACAGUCCAUGA